UAUUAGGUGUGAAGGGGGUCCCCAAUGUCACACACACGCACCACAACCCAAUAAUCCAUUUAGCGUUUUAUAUCAGCUAACUAAACCAUAAAACAGAGCGUCUACAACAACCAGGAUCCAUCCAUUCAACACAGAAGAAUCAAAUCAAUUCAAAUCAAAUCAAGCCGGAGAAGGCGAUGGAUCCCGACGCUCUAUCAAAAGCAUUCGUGGAGCACUACUACUCCACCUUCGACACCAAUCGUGCCGGAUUAGCCAACCUGUACCAGGAGUCUUCCAUGUUGACUUUCGAAGGUCAAAAGAUUCAAGGAUCUCAGAACAUCGUCAACAAGCUCACCUCUCUCCCCUUCCAGCAGUGCAAACACAGCAUCACCACCGUCGAUUGCCAGCCCUCCGGUCCCGCCGGUGGUAUGCUUGUUUUUGUUAGUGGUAAUCUUCAACUUGCCGGUGAACAGCAUGCUCUUAAGUUCAGUCAGAUGUUCCAUCUGAUGCCGACACCCCAAGGAAGCUUUUACGUGUUCAACGACAUCUUCCGCUUGAACUAUGCUUAAAACAAGGUGCUUCUAGAAGCCAGAUAUUGGCUAGUUUAGCAUUCAGUUCUGAAUAUUUUGCCCAUCAAUUCUGUGUUUUAUACUGGUUUGUUCUAUUCUAUUAUUGGAAGUGUGGAUCAAUUUGUGGAGUGUUGUCUGACUGGCUAUGUUAUGUUUUUGGAAAACUAUCAUUUGCUUC
Molecule: messenger RNA, 726 nt
Organism: Helianthus annuus (common sunflower)
Lineage: Eukaryota; Viridiplantae; Streptophyta; Magnoliopsida; Asterales; Asteraceae
Product: nuclear transport factor 2B
Exons: 2
Coding region: 177-548 (123 amino acids)
Biological process (GO): nucleocytoplasmic transport
Cellular component (GO): nuclear pore central transport channel
Source: RefSeq, a predicted model, not a curated record